Molecule: messenger RNA, 2748 nt
Organism: Trichomycterus rosablanca
Lineage: Eukaryota; Metazoa; Chordata; Actinopteri; Siluriformes; Trichomycteridae
Product: inter-alpha-trypsin inhibitor heavy chain H3-like
Exons: 24
Coding region: 18-2666 (882 amino acids)
Source: RefSeq, a predicted model, not a curated record
CUUUACAGGUUUGCACCAUGGAUCGAACCACGGUCCUACUAACCGUCCUGGGAUUCUUACUCAUCUGUGUCACCUCAGACCCUGUUGAAAAGCAGCGAGACGUCGACAUCUACAGCUUCCACAUCAAUUCUACUGUGACCAGCCGCUACGCCUUUACGGUCAUCACCAGCCGCGUGGCCAACCGGCUCAAUGAGUCCAAAGAAAUUCAUUUCGAGGUUAAAAUCCCCAAGAACGCUUUCAUCAGCAGGUUCAGAAUGACCAUAGACGGGAAGACUUAUGAUAGCGUGGUGAAGGAGAAAGAAGAGGCGAAGCAGCAGUACAGUGAGGCCGUGUCUCGAGGAGGAAGUGCCGGGAUGGUCAGUUCAGUAGGACGGAGUCUGGAGGAGUUUAAAACUUCAGUGACGGUGGCCGCUUUCAGCAAAGUGACCUUUGAACUCACCUAUGAGGAGCUGCUGAAGCGACGACUUGGUCAAUACGAGCUGCUCAUCAACGCUCAGCCCAUGCAGCCGGUGGCAGAUUUUAAGAUUGACGUUUACAUAAACGAGCGUCCAGGUUUGUCCUUCCUGGAGGUGAAAGGAUGGUUGAAGACUGAAGAUCUGUCCAGCGCGAUCACCAGCACUCAGGCCGCGUCCACCCAAGAGGCGUGGGUAACGUUCUACCCCACCCGCGAGCAGCAGACCCAGUGUUGUGGAGAAGAGGGACUAAACGAGGACCUGCUCAUUGUCUACGAUGUGAAGAGACAAACACCCAGCGGAGAAUUUCAGAUAUCAAACGGCUACUUCGUCCACUACUUUGCUCCCACGAAUCUUAAGCGCAUCCCAAAAAAUGUGGUCUUUGUCAUCGACCGGAGCGGCUCCAUGCACGGCACAAAAAUGGCACAGACUCGCUCUGCGCUGCUGAAGAUUUUGGGAGACCUUGGUGAGGAGGAUUUCUUCGGCCUGAUCACCUUUGACAGUCGUGUGGACGUCUGGAAACACGAACUCUUGCCGGCCACAGAGACAAGACUGGAAGAGGCUCGAACCUUCGUGCAGAACAUUGUAGCGCAAGGAGCCACGGACAUCAAUUCUGCGGUGCUAAAAGGGGUCGACAUGAUACAGCAAUUCCCACGUGAGGGCACCGCCUCCAUCCUCAUCCUGUUGACUGAUGGAGACCCCACUUCAGGUGAAACAAACACAGACCAGAUUCUGAGUAAUAUAAGGGAAGCCAUCGGGGGUAAAUUCCCUCUAUACUGCUUGGGCUUUGGAUACGACGUAAACUUUGAUUUUCUGGAUAAAAUGGCCCUGGAGAAUUCCGGCCUCGCUCGCAGGAUCUACGAGGACUCGGACGCCGACCUCCAGCUGCAGGGUUUCUAUGAGGAAGUGGCCACGCCUCUCUUAACCAAUGUCCAGCUGAAAUACAGUUGUGCAGACAACCUCACCAAGUCCAUUUUCAACCGGUACUACAACGCCUCAGAGAUCGUGGUGGCUGGUCAGAUCGCUGAUAAAAGUCAGAAGACCUGCCAAACGGAGGUCAUCGCUUUCUCGAAAAACGAUAACGUGAUGUACCAGGACUCAGUGUUGACCACAGACAUGAUCGACCUUCUGCCACAGCAUGAACAUUUCAUCCAGAGACUCUGGGCGUACCUCACAGUCAAACAGCUCCUGGAGAAAAAAGUGACGCUGAAAGGAGAGGAGAAAGAAGCAGCCACGAAACAAAUCCUGGAGUUCUCGCUCAAGUACAAGUUUGUGACCCCGCUCACGUCCAUGGUGGUCAGCAAGCCUCAGGAGGGAGAGACUCAGGUCGCCCACAAACCCAAAGAAGGGGCGUCACAACCAUUACUAAGACCCGGCAGCAGCACAUAUAAAAUAGUAAAGUCUCCAGCAGGUUCACAUCCAGUCCAUCAUGCAUACAGGACCUCUACUCUUCCUCCUAUGCCAGUUACAGCCUUACCGGGACCUUCUUAUGAAAAAGCAUAUACUGGACUCAUGGCUCAUUUUAUACCAGAAUCAAAUGUGUUAAAAACUGCUAUAAAACAUCAAGUUCUGGCAGGCCUGUUAUUCUCAGCCACAUUGCACACAGUUACUGCUGAUUUAGAAGCUCUUCCUACCCCAGAAUCUAACGUGAUGAGCACCAGGUUCCUGAUCUCUGCUCAGCCCAGGUCGAUCUGUUACGACGUUCCGGUGGGGCAGAAGAUCAGAAUUAAGUCCAGCCCCAACUUAAAUGUCUCGGUGAUCGGCCAGGUCUCAAAGAAAGGCUUCGAUGUCAUUACGUUUAAUUACAAAAGAUCCAGUCGCAGCUUCCACUUGGUGGGUGAUAAAAUCACCACAGGCCAUCUGUGGGGGCCUGACUGGACCAGCGCACACAUGAGCGUAGAACGGAAGAUGAAUGAAGUACUGGUCAGUGUGGGAUGUGUGAACAUCUCCAUCAAGUCAUUCAAGCAUGACAGAGACAUGUUCUUGUGGCCUGAUGUUAAAUCAUCAAACGAUAGCCCAACGUGCAUUCUGGAGAAAGGAAACGUGCAGUAUGAGGAGUUACCGGGAUCAAGGAUCAAAAUUGGAAAUGAAGAAGUGGUGGCAUCACUGAGCAAAGCCACUGAUUACCGGAUCUCCUCCGCUCCCGCAGUUGAAUGCUGGCUUGUACCGCUCCAGUUUGUCCUGCAGAAGCACCUUUCUGACUUUACUAUAUAGUUCCAGGCUGAAUAAAUCACUCUCAGUGCUGUUGGAUCUGCUCUCUGAAACUUAAAAUGUAAUUAAACAAUGCUAGAAAUCA